Fonsecaea pedrosoi CBS 271.37 is the source of this 2049-nucleotide messenger RNA. Its product is annotated as acetoacetate-CoA ligase. The transcript is spliced from 9 exons. Lineage: Eukaryota; Fungi; Ascomycota; Eurotiomycetes; Chaetothyriales; Herpotrichiellaceae. Bases 1 to 2049 code for a protein of 682 amino acids. Gene Ontology annotation, biological process: lipid metabolic process. Gene Ontology annotation, cellular component: cytosol. The record is from RefSeq and is a predicted model, not a curated record. Gene Ontology annotation, molecular function: acetoacetate-CoA ligase activity.
AUGGCGUCCAACCACAACCCCCGCUGUCUCUGGCAGCCCCGCGACCCUUCGAAGACCAUGUUGAGCAAGUUUCGUCGCUUUGUCAACGAACGACAUCGUCUCGAUCUAAAGAACUAUCAAGAGCUCUGGCAAUACUCAAUUGCGGUCGAGACCGCCAACGACUUUUGGGUCGAUGCGUUUGUCUUUCUGGGAUUGAAGGGAGACGUUGUUCCAACAAUUGCGCUGGCAUUCAGAGAUAGAGAGAGGUUUCUGCCUCCCCCAAUCUGGUUCCCGGAGGUCAAGCUCAAUUUCACAGAGAUAUUGUUGUCAGGUCGCGAUCCGCAAAGGGUCGUCCUCCACACCUGCACUGAGGGCGGGAAUGAUGUCCAGGACGUAACCUGGGGGCAGCUCAUCGCGCAGGUGACGAGGAUGGCCGACGCGAUGAAAUCGUCGGGGGUGGUCCAAGGCGACCGAGUGGCUGGGGUACUUUCAAAUCGACUUGAGACGGUCAUCGCCUGCUUGGCCACCUUGUCCAUGGGUGCCAUUUGGUCCACUUCUUCCCCAGACAUGGGAGUCGAGGGUGUCCUGGACCGCGUACGCCAGAUUCGACCGAAGCUGUUGUUCGUCGAGAGCGAUGUUCUCUACAACGAACGAAUUCUGGAUCAGAGGGAAAAGAACAGGGCGUAUGCCAAGUCCAUGCUCGUGACUUCCGAGUUCACGAAUAUCGUGGUUAUACCGAGGAGUCAGCAAGUGCAUGAGGACCCGGAUCUCAAAUUGGUCUCCCUUGACACCUUCCUCAAACGGGCCAAAGGGAGACCCUUGGAUUUCAAACGGCUGCCGUUCGCACAUCCGGGCUUUAUUGUGUAUUCGUCAGGCACGACAGGGCCACCCAAGUGUAUCGUCCACAGCGCUGCGGGGCUUCUACUCCAGUCGAGAAAGGAUUCUGUGUUGCAUUUCGACGUCCAGCCUGGUGAUAACAUCCUGCAGUACACAACGACAGGUUGGAUCAUGUGGGGAAAGGUAAUAUGCGGGAUCGGAUACGGUGGUCGGACUGUCAUAUAUGACGGAUCACCACUGAAACCGGACCCACUGGUCCUCCUGCGGCUUGUUUCGACACUCCGGAUAACGCAUUUCGGGACAUCUGCUAGGUUCCUGACCCAGCUGAAGGAUUCUGGUCUCAAGCCCAGGGGCAUGAUCGAUCUUUCUUGCCUAAAAUGCGUCACUUCAACAGGAAGCACAUUGACCGCGGAAGUCAGCGAAUGGUUCUACGAUGUGGGAUUCCCACGACACGUGCAUCUCGUGUCAACGAGCGGCGGUACUGACAUCGCCGGCUCAUUGGUGACGGGAAACCCGACACUUCCACUCUACUCUGGCGAAAUCCAGUGUGAGACGAUAGGUAUGGCGACAGACAUUGCUGAUGCCGAAGCGACGAAUGCCGUCUCUGUCAAACAUACAGGCCAAGCAGGGGAGCUCGUCUGCCGCAUGCCUUUUCCCAGUCAGCCUACGUUCUGGGGAGAGAAAACUCUCGAUAGAUACCGCGCAUCAUAUUUCGAAAGAUACGGAGACAAAAUUUGGUUCCAAGGCGACUUUAUUCAACUGAACCCCAAGACUCACGGGUUCCUGAUGCUGGGCAGAUCCGACGGGGUCCUGAACCCGUCUGGAGUGCGAUUCGGGUCCGCGGAGAUAUACGAGGUCGUGGAAAAGAUUCCUGGUAUAGCGGACUCUUUGUGUGUAGCUCAACGUCGUCCACAUGACCGGGAUGAAAUUGUCGUGUUGUUUGUCAAGAUGGCCAAAGGUCACAAAUUUACCCCAAGGCUGAAAUCGACCAUCGCAACCGCCAUUCGCACGGCUCGGACCCCCAGACAUGUACCAAAGUAUAUUUUCCAAGUACCGGACAUUCCGUACACGAUCAACGGGAAGAAGAUCGAGCAAGCAGUCAAAGCCAUCAUCUCCCAUGGCAAGUCGAAACCGAACGGGGCCGUGGCCAACCCGGAGUCGUUCAAAUACUUUGAGCGCUUCUACGAGAUCGAGAAGCUAGCCCAGGCGGAGCCGGUCCUGGCCAAGAUGUAG